CUCCCCUUCUCCUCCCCCGUGCGGUGGUUGUCCCUGCCUGUAGUCCAAUUCCGCGGUGGACGCAGUCUGUUUGCGGGGCGGGCAUGUUCCUGGGGAAACUCGUUUACCCAGAAGCCCACGCACCACUUCAACUUAGAGACCAGGCUUCCUCGGGCUUCGGCAGCGUUUCCCAUUUAAACAAACAGUGACGAAGAUGGCGGAGAGUUAAUGGUGUAAAGAAGAAAUUAUCGAUCCGGGAGAGAGACGCGGGAGCCAGGUACUGAUAUGUGUGCACGAUGAGCGGACUCGGGGAGAACUCCAUGGAGCCUCUGAGUUCAGAAAACCGAAAACGCAAGCUGUCCACCUGCGACACGCCGGCUCUGGGUUCUGAGAGGAAGCGACGGGAGCAGGAGAGCAAGUACAUCGAAGAGCUGGCCGAGCUGAUCUCCGCCAACCUCAGCGACAUCGACAGCUUUAACGUCAAACCGGACAAAUGCGCCAUCCUGAAGGAGACGGUGCGGCAGAUCCGGCAGAUCAAGGAGCAGGGAAAAUCUUCAUCCAACGAUGACGACGUUCAGAAGUCAGACGUGUCCUCGACUGGUCAGGGAGUCAUAGACAAGGACCACUUGGGGCCUCUUUUGCUGCAGGCGCUGGACGGCUUCUUGUUUGUGGUGAACCGGGAGGGCAGCAUCGUGUUCGUGUCGGACAAUGUGACGCAGUACCUGCAGUACAAACAGGAGGAGCUCAUCAACACCAACGUGUACAACAUUCUCCACGAAGACGACAGGGAGGAGUUCCACAAGAACCUGCCCAAAAGCAGCAUAAAUGGAGUGUCAUGGGGAAACGAACCGGUCCGACAGAAGAGUCACACCUUCACCUGUCGUAUGCUGGUCAAGUUUGGCCACGCCCACGGACCCAUGGAGGAGGGGCCAGGAGGACCACGAUACGAGACCAUGCAGUGCUUUGCUCUCACUCAACCCAAGGCCAUGAUUGAGGAGGGGGAAGACCUUCAGUCAUGCAUGAUCUGUGUUGCCCGUCGAGUCACGGCGAUGGAGAGAACGGAGAGUUUCAACACUCGACACGAGCUCUCAGGUAAACUGAUUCAGAUUGAUCAAAACUCCCUGAGGGCCUCCAUGCGUCCGGGGUGGGAAGACCUGUUGAGACGUUGCAUUCAGAUGUUCCUCCAGCACAGCGACGGGCAGCCCUGGUCGCAUAAACGCCACUACCAUGAGGCCUUUCUGCAGGGUCACGCCGAGACGCCCUUGUACCGCUUCUCUCUGUCUGACGGCACUCCAGUAACGGCCCAGACCAAGAGCAAACUGUACCGCCACCCCAUGAGUAACGAGCCCCAAGGCUUCAUCUCCACUCACCUACUUCAGAGAGAACCAAAUGGUUACCGUUCAGCACCAGGCGGUGGCAUGAUGUCCAACAGUAUGCGUCAACAAGGCAUGGGUGGCCCCAGCCCGAACACCCAAAUGAAUGUGAACCCAGGUGGAGGGAUGGGCAUGGGAGGCAUGGGCGGCAUGAACAGGGGCUUCAGCAUGAAUGAGCAGGGCCAUAUGGCUCACAUGGCUCCAAUGGGAGGUGGUUCCAUGUACGGAGGGAGCGGUGGAGCAGGAGGCGGCGGUGGAGGCAUGGGCAACCGCGUGAUGCAGAUGAACCAGAUGGGACAGAUGAAUCCGGUGGGGCACAUGAAUCAUCCGGGCCAAGGCAUGCAGCCGCAUCCACAGCAGCCCCCGUUUCAGAACAGCGGCGGCUUUGGACUCAGCGGCAUGAACAGCCCAUCAGGGAGUCCUCGAAUAGGGGGUCCCCAGCAGGGAUUCCUCAUGUCACCUCGAAACCGAGGGAGCCCCAAAAUGGGCGCCAACCAGUUUUCCCCUGGAGGUAUGCACUCACCCAUGGGUAGCAUUGGGAGUGGUGGAGCAGGUGGUGGGGGAACUUCUACCUUCUCCAGUAGCUCACUUAAUGCUCUUCAAGCCAUCAGUGAAGGAGUUGGCAGCUCUCUUUCCUCCACUCUAACCUCCCCUCCACCAGCCCACAAACCCGACAGCUCUCCCAGCAUCCACUCUUCCUCCUCUUCAUCUCAGCCUAACCAGCAGGGCAAACCCAGCCAAGAUGGCUGCAAAAGUCCAACUGGAGGCUUAGGACCUGGUGACCACCACCUUUCGACGCACCAUCACCACCAUCAACAACACCCGGCGGAAAGUUCUGCAGACAGACCCGACAGCCAGGCGGCAACGUCGACAAAAGAGUCUGGAGAGGGAAGCGGCGAGGCGGGAGUCACGAACUCUGAAUCGCAGCGGAGGUUGCCGGACAGUAAGGGGCACAAGAAGCUGCUGCAGUUGCUGACUUCACCUACUGAGGAGCUAGGAAUAGGGGGCAGCGGAACAUCAGGGCCACCUGUACCACCACCGAACAGCAGCAGAAAUGAUGUAGGCUUAGACUGUAAAGACGCCUCAGGAGGCAUGACUAGCCCUUCGUCAACAGGGGUGUCCUCUUCGUCAGCCGCUUCAAGCCAGGCAGCCGGGCAAGGCACGUCACUGUCACUGUCUUUGUCAUCGGCAAAUUACACAGGCUCACUUCAAGAGAAGCACAAGAUCCUACACAAGCUUCUUCAAAACGGAAAUACUCCUGAUGAAGUAGCAAAGAUCACAGCAGAGGCAACGGGAAAAGUAUCUCUCGGGGGCCAGGAGAGCAGCGAGGCUGCAGCCAGCAUCUCUGGGCCCGGGUUAGGCUCCGGGUUCACAGCAGACUCCAAACAGGAGCAGCAUAGUCCUAAGAAGGAGAAGACCCAUGCCCUUCUCCAUUACCUCCUCAACAAGGAUGAUUCCAAAGAGCCUGUGGACGUCAAGCCCAAACUCGAAGAGUUGGAGGGGAAGGGCCCUCCUGGCCCCACUGGGGGCCCCCUACCUGAACAUCCCGAGAGCAAGAUCAAAUCAGAACCAUCAGAUGAUCUGCACAACCUAGAGUCCAUCCUGGGGGAUUUGAGGGGGUCGAGCUCCGACUUUUACCCUGAUCUGGCCGGAGGUGGAGUAGCAAACAGAGCAGGGAAUAAACCACAGGGUUGCCUUGAUGACGGUUUGCAAGGCAGUCCAGUAUUGGGUCCUGGAGCUCGGGGGCCAUUUCAGAGGACCCUGUCCAUGGACGGGAAGCCUUCCAUUGCACCUGGCGGAGCAGGUAGACGGCCCAUGCUUAUCAAGCAGGAGAAGAUGAUGGGCAGUCCUGACAGCUACCCAGGAAACCUUGGACCAAUCAACAGGGGUGUUGUCCCGCAGAGGUCUCCCAUGGGGGGUUCAGGAGACUGGGGCAUGCCCUGCUCCAAUGCCAGCGCUGCAGGUUCAGCAGGACACCCGUCUAUGAUGCGGCCCGGCAUGGAGUAUAACAGCGGCAAGAGUAUGAUGCCAGGACCCAUGGUCGGCCGCUCCAACAGCGUGCCGGGCUCCAGGUCAAUGCUGCAGCAGCAGCUCAUGGAUAUGGGUGGCUCUAGUGACAUGGGGAUAGGAAUGAGCCCCUUCAGCCAGCAGGGCCAGCCCACCCCGUCCCCGUCCUGGCCCGACUCCAUGAUGAGCAUGGAGGGCAACAGGCGGCAGUUUGGAAACUCCUUGGACGACCUUCUGGUUCCUCCCACCACCAGUGAAGGUCAGAGUGAUGAGCGGGCGCUUCUGGACCAGCUGGACUCUUUGCUGAAUAACACAGACGGCAUCGCUUUGGAAGAGAUUGACCGAGCUCUGGGUAUCCCAGACCUCGUCAGCCAGAACCAAGGACCAGAGACGCUGGAGCCCUUCCCAGGCCAGGACCAAGCCAUGCUGCUGGACCAGAAACCUCUGUAUGGACAGGGCUAUCCCGGCCCCCCUUCCAUGCCCAUGCAGUCCGGCUAUGGAGGGAACCCCAUGCAGGGUCAGGGCCAGCAGGGGGGCUUUGGGCCUAUGCUCUCGCAGAUGGGGCAAGGUGGCAACUUUCCUGGUAUGGCUGGAAUGGGGGGCAUGGGGAACCCACGUGCCAACAUGAUGAGACCAAGAAUGAUGAGCCCCAACAAGCCCAUGAGGCUGCAGCUGCAGCAGAGGCUUCAGGGACAGCAGUUUAUGAGCCAGACGCGGCAGGGCAUGGGCAUGAAGAUGGAGAACCCUGGAGGAAACCCCGGCAUGAGGCCUGGUAUGCAGCCCGUCAUGGGAGGACAGCCGGGCUUCCUGAACGCUCAGAUGAUGGCUCAGCGCAGCAGAGAGGUGGUCACCAUGCAGAUGAGGAGGCAGCGCAUGAUGAUGUUUAUGCAGCAGCAACAGCAGCAAGCGGCAGCAGCAGCAGCAGCCGGAGGGUUCAGCCCUCCUCCGAACGUCACGGCUCCCGGCGGCAUGGACAGCCCUAUGGGGGGGCCAAACAUGGCCCAGCCGGGCCCCCAGCAGUUUGGUUACAGCAGCAGCUAUGGGAUGGCACAGCAAGGAGACCCCUCUUUUGGCCCAUCAGGAGGCAGUCCUCCUAAUGCCAUGAUGCCUGGCCGCUUGGGGCCUCAAAACCCCAUGAUGCAACAGCACUCGCAGGGCGGGCCCAUGUAUCAGGGUCCUGACAUGAAAGCCUGGUCCCAGGGAGGAGUUGGACGGAACAGCGCUUCAUAUCCUCAGCAGCAGUUUGGGCAGCAGGGGAAUCCAGCGCAAUACGGAGGGAUGAUGAUGAACGGGGCCAUGCCGUCCAGCGGAGGAGGGGGUCACAUGGGUCAGAUGGGUGGGCAAAUGGGAAUGAACCCAAUGGUUAUGGGACGCAUGCCUAUGGGGCCCGAUCAGAAAUACUGCUGAAGGCUGCAGCUCACUGUGACCAGCGCCCGGACAGUCUGUGCAGAGCGGCGGGGGUAGAUGGGACACGCCGCACCUUCACCACACGAGGGAGUGAACCUCCUUUUGGACCGAAGGCCUGUAUUUUUUAAGCCCGGCCACCUGCGAACAAACAGGCGCCGCAUGAAAAUGCAACUGCGUUCCUGCAAAAUCUGGGGACCUCAACACACAAACUCUGCAGGCACAAGCCCCUCUCCGGGUGGAACGGGGAGAGGGGCGGACCACACAGACUCUGCCGAAUGUACCAUGAAGCUGUAUUUUUCUGAUUCCCGUCUUUUUUUUUUUUUCGUCUCCUGGAGGAUCGCUUUCCUAAAGCGGCUCCCGCUGAUGAGCCACCAGAUUGUGACACUCACAUGAAUGUCAUUAAGCAGUAGCACAUUGCGUCGUCCUCCAGGGUGUCACGGAAUGCGACGAAAUUACUAGUUGGCUGGUUGCACUUUAAGGAAAAGCCAACAUCAGAAGGAUUGUGGCAAUAUAGAGGCCUUUACCCAAGAAUUAGCGUUUCGCAUCAAACAUUUCCUGCGUAUUUUUGCAGGAAAUAUGUGGCACUGUUGUAACCCUAACCCUUCUCCCAGCUUUCCACUCUGUGACUGAAAGCUUUGGAAGUGAGGGAUGGUGGCAGUCUUUGCUCCUCAGUGGAAACCCGCUAAAAUAAUUUAAAAAAAAACACUGAACAGUCAUUUUUUAAAAUCAUUUUAAAACCUCUCAGACGCUGCCUUCGACUAAUGUGCAGUUUGUACUCAUUGAGAGGUAAAUUAGAGCUAAAACUGUUUGGGUUGCAGAAAUUUAUUUUUUGUUUUUAAAUGAAUUUCAAAGACGUUUACGGCGUACAGGUCUUUAGCAAUAAUCCUUCUUCCUGGUUUUCCUCUGAGGGCGAAGCUGAAGUGUUGUGAGCUUGGAAACGGUACUGCAGUAUUAAGAUCUCACGUUUGGAAGGUUUUCUCUUUUACCUGUGAAUAUGAAUUGUAAAUACGACUCAAAUGUACGAUAUAUAAAUAUAUAUAAGCUUUUGUAGAUCACAUACCGUUUUUUGCACAGAUUGUAAGGCUUGAUAUUUAAAGUGUAAUUUUCUUAUUCUGUCUUAGGUCAGUUUUUAUUUUCAGAAAUCAUCAGAUGGAAAGAAAGGGCCUCUUUUUGUAAGCGGUGCAUGCAGAUCUUCUUUCAUACUGCCAUUUAGUUUCUUCAGCACUUUUUCAUUUGUGCUAAUUCAGAUCAUGAACUUCUUAUUUUCCUAGUAUAGUCUUUGCUACAGAGUUGGUUAUCCUUUUUAAUAGAUUUUUUUGUCCUUUUUUAAAAAAAAAAUUGCAAAAACACAAAUUAUGCCUGAACUAAUCGAGUUUGACUCCUGAUUGUGUUUUCCGUCUUGUGGCCCUGAGCAGAUUGUAGGUUUGGUAUUGUCUGAUCUUGACCUCUUUCUUCCAUUUGCAGCUCUUAAAGUUUUAGCCUGUUGUUUUUUUUUCUCAGUUAUGUGACUCUGGAGAUCACUUUAACCAUAAACCCGAGGCUUAAAUCUUGACGGUAGGCCACAAUAGAUGGAGACUAUUUAUCCGUCAGUCCUUUAUCAGGUGGUAUUUGGGUUUUUGUGUGAGGUUUUUUUUUUUUUUUGAUAAAGAUUUUACUUUCUUUUUUUUCUCCUGCAAAACUUUUUAAAGUCUACCUUUGAACACGCUUGAUCCAAAGAUUUCUGUUUGUCUGUUUCAGUGCAUAGAAGCAGUUCCUGAUGGUGCAAAUACCCAUUUGCUUUUUCUUGUUGCACAUAGCUUCUAAUGUACUUGGAGCUGAGUGGUACUGCAUAUAUUAGAUUCCCCAUCCAUGUGAAAUGGUCUCACUGCUGAAAUGCAGAAUAUCUUUUUGUUUUGUGAUUGUUUCUUCCUGUCUGUAGAAUGACUCUUUUUUUUUUUAAGUUUCCUGGUGCUCCUCCACAUAAGAAUGUUCCUUUAAGAGUCUUUAUUCAAGGUCAACGCCAUUUUUGUCCCUUAUUAUUCGCCUGAACUCAUUUAAAAGUGUUUAAGAUGGGGUUCAAUGUUUAAGCCCUUCCAAAAACAAACAAACAAACAAACAAAUAAAUAGAAGUUCUGAUGUCGCCGUAGCUCUAAAAAAAAAGAAAAAAAAGGGAAACCAUCUGUGAAACAGGCUGCCUUUUUCAGAGGAUGUAAAUACUGUUGGACUUUUUCAUGCCUUUUUCUUGAUGUUAAUAUUGAUGUAAAUACAAAUUUAUAUUUAAACAUUA
This is a messenger RNA of Oryzias latipes (Japanese medaka), 7032 nucleotides long. Its product is annotated as nuclear receptor coactivator 3. Gene Ontology annotation, molecular function: protein dimerization activity; nuclear receptor binding. The record is from RefSeq and is a predicted model, not a curated record. Lineage: Eukaryota; Metazoa; Chordata; Actinopteri; Beloniformes; Adrianichthyidae. Gene Ontology annotation, biological process: positive regulation of transcription by RNA polymerase II; cellular response to hormone stimulus. Gene Ontology annotation, cellular component: nucleus.